UUAUCUAUAAAUGUAUAAAGGGACGAGGGAGGGAAGGCCCCCUCCCUAUAGGAAGAGGGGAAGAGCAGAGUUGGGUCAUUUUAUUUGCUAAAAAGGGUAGCAAGCAAAUGAGGCUAUUAAAACUUAAUCUUUGCUUCUUUUCAUUUCUUUUUCUAACUCUACUGCAAAGACCCACCUUUGCCUCCAAAAAGUCAUAUGUUGUGUACUUUGGAGCCCAUUCCCAUGGUGCGCAGUUGUCUUCAGCUGAUCAAAAGCUUGUCACUGAGUCUCACUACAGUUUUCUUGGGUCAUUCUUGGGAAGUCGAGACAUAGCGGAAGAUUCCAUAUUUUACUCAUACACCAGGCACAUCAAUGGUUUUGCUGCAAAUAUAGAAGAUGAAGUGGCAGCUGAAAUAGCCAAGCACCCAAAAGUAGUCUCAGUCUUCUUGAACAGAGGGAAAAAGCUUCAUACAACUCAUUCGUGGAGCUUCCUGGGACUCGAGCAAGAUGGUGUUGUCCCUUCCAACUCACUGUGGAAGAAAGCAAGAUAUGGUCAAGACAUCAUUAUCGGAAACCUUGACACUGGCGUCUGGCCAGAAUCGAAAAGCUUUAGCGAUGGAGGGUAUGGACCGAUUCCAUCAAAGUGGAGAGGAAUAUGUCAAAAUGGCUCGGACCCUUAUUUGCACUGCAACAGGAAGCUUAUCGGAGCAAGGUACUUCAACAAAGGGUACGCAUCGGUAGUUGGUCAUCUCAAUUCCACCUUCGACUCUCCCCGAGAUAGAGAAGGACAUGGAACUCAUACCUUAUCAACAGCAGGCGGUAACUUUGUAGCAGGAGCAAGUGUUUUUGGCUUGGGCAAAGGAAAAGCAAAAGGAGGUUCACCGAAAGCAAGGGUAGCAGCUUACAAGGUCUGCUAUCCCCCAGUUGGUGGAAACGAGUGCUUUGAUGCAGAUAUCCUAGCAGCAUUUGAUACUGCUAUUAGCGAUGGCGUUGAUGUGCUGUCUGUAUCAUUAGGAGGGGAGGCUGCACAGCUUUUCAAUGAUAGUGUUGCUAUUGGUUCUUUCCAUGCUGUAAAGCAUGGAAUUGUGGUGAUUUGCUCUGCUGGAAAUUCUGGUCCUGCUGAUGGUACAGCAUCCAAUCUUGCUCCGUGGCAGAUCACUGUUGGAGCCAGCACCAUAGACAGGGAGUUCCCCAGUUAUGUUGUCCUUGGGAACAACAUCAGCUACAAGGGAGAGAGCUUAUCAAAAAAGGCCUUGCCAAAGAAUAAGUUCUACCCACUCAUGAGUGCUGCAGAUGCUAGAGCAGCUAACGCAUCAGUGGAAGACGCUAAGCUCUGCAAAGCUGGGAGCCUUGAUCGCAAAAAAGCGAAGGGAAAGAUCUUGGUCUGCCUUAGAGGGGUAAAUGCAAGAGUGGACAAGGGUCAGCAAGCUGCUAGGGCUGGUGCUGUAGGGAUGGUUCUAGUCAAUGACAAGGAUUCUGGGAAUGAAAUUCUUGCUGAUGUUCACAUUCUUCCUGCUUCGCAUCUCAAUUACACCAAUGGUGUUGCUAUCUUAAAUUACAUUAACUCCACCAAGUAUCCUAUUGCACAUGUUACACGUCCAGAAACACAUAUAGGCACAAAGCCAGCUCCGUUCAUGGCAGCUUUUUCAUCAAGAGGACCCAACACCAUAACACCAGAAAUUCUCAAGCCUGAUAUCACAGCACCAGGAGUGAGCAUAAUAGCUGCGUACACACAAGCAGCAGGACCAACAAAUGAAGAUUUCGAUACUCGACGAGUUCUGUUCAACUCAGUAUCAGGAACUUCGAUGUCAUGUCCUCAUGUAUCUGGCAUUGUUGGCCUUCUCAAAAUUCUGCAUCCGACUUGGAGUCCUGCAGCCAUUAAAUCCGCAAUUAUGACCACUGCAAUGACAAGGGACAAUAACAGGGAGCCAAUUCUGAAUGCGACCUACUCCAAGGCAAAUCCAUUCAGUUAUGGAGCAGGGCAUAUUAGGCCAAACCAAGCUAUGGAACCAGGACUAGUUUAUGACUUGACUGCUAAUGAUUAUCUGAACUUUCUGUGCGCGUUAGGAUACAAUGAGACACAGAUUUUAUCCUUCUCGCAGGCUCCAUACAAAUGCCCCAACAAGCUUGUUAAUCUUGCCAACUUCAACUACCCUUCAAUCACAGUUCCUAAAUUCAAAGGCUCAAUCACUGUCACUAGAAGAGUUAAAAAUGUUGGUAGUCCAAGUAGUACUUACAAAGUCAGUAUCAGAAAACCAACUGGGAUUUCUGUUUCGGUGGAGCCUGAGAUCUUGAAUUUCAGAGAAAUUGGUGAAGAGAAGACAUUUAAGGUAACCCUGAAAGGGAAAAAGUUCAAGGCAAGAAAGGAGUAUGUAUUUGGGGAGUUGACAUGGUCUGAUAGCAUCCACCGUGUCAGGAGUCCUAUUGUGGUGAAAUGGUACUGAAAGUAGCUUUAAAUUAAAAUAGUGAUUAGUAACCAUCUCCGUCCUGCUUAGAGGCUACAAUGCAACCUCGUGUUCUAUAGUUAUUCUGUGGAAUUGUUGGUGUCACUUUGAUAAGAAUAUCAAUAAAUGAAUGAAAGAAAAAAAAAAAAAAAAAAGAGCAAAAGUUAGCGAUUAUGUCCUGAA
This is a messenger RNA of Ricinus communis (castor bean), 2606 nucleotides long. RefSeq names its product subtilisin-like protease SBT5.3. NCBI's taxonomy places the organism in Eukaryota, Viridiplantae, Streptophyta, Magnoliopsida, Malpighiales, Euphorbiaceae. Gene Ontology annotation, biological process: proteolysis. The record is from RefSeq and is a predicted model, not a curated record. Bases 108 to 2423 code for a protein of 771 amino acids. Gene Ontology annotation, molecular function: serine-type endopeptidase activity. The transcript has 11 exons.